Messenger RNA from Talaromyces atroroseus, 1539 nucleotides. RefSeq lists its product as hypothetical. Gene Ontology annotation, molecular function: oxidoreductase activity, acting on paired donors, with incorporation or reduction of molecular oxygen; heme binding; iron ion binding. Bases 1 to 1539 code for a protein of 512 amino acids. The record is from RefSeq and is a predicted model, not a curated record. The transcript has 9 exons. Lineage: Eukaryota; Fungi; Ascomycota; Eurotiomycetes; Eurotiales; Trichocomaceae.
AUGAAGUGCUCUCUUCUUUCCAGCGUGACCCUCGCCCUUGCGUUGUGUCUCACGCCUGCCUAUGCUGUUUUAAACCCUGAAAUUCCAUCCAACCCGUUUGCUAUCACGAAGGACCUCGAUAAAGGCGGAUACUACCUCGAUCUGCCAGGAACGUCCAAGCUCACGAUGAGAGAUGAGGCAAAUGCUCCCCGGGAAAUUCGCGCAUUCGCCGGUGAUAGUAUGCAACAGCUGCCUGAGGCUCUGCACAUCAAGUAUCGGCAUAGAAAGGAUAAAAGUAAAUAUGGUCCCGUCGUCCGAGUCAGUCCCUAUGAGCUAGACAUAUCCGAAAUUGACGCCGUCAAGGAAAUUCACCGCGUCGGAGGACGAUACUUGAAGUCUGAUUUUUAUGAGAAUAUCGGCCACCGAAGUCUGAAGACUCUCUUUAGCACAACUGAUCCCACUCACCAUGCCAUCCGGCGGCGGCUGCUAUCAGCUGGAAUGGCGCGCAGCAAUCUUGCACGCCUGGAGCCAGUGGUAAUGGAGCGCGUGCGUAUGACGAUUCGCCGCAUGUCAGAGGAACGAGCAACGCGCGGAGUGAUUGACGUGUUUAAAUGGUGGACCUUUAUGGCCACUGAUGUUAUUGGAGAACUGAGCUUUGGGGAAUCUUUUCGGACCUUGGAUAAAGGAGAAAAAACCCAGUAUAUCAAAGAUCUUGAAAAUAUUUCCUCAUUUAUGGCAAUUCGUACGACUUUCCCUACUCUGCUUCGGUAUGCCCAGUUCAUACCAAUCUUUCCUCUCCUGAAAAGGGUCUCGGAAGCCGGUCAACGGAUGUUUCGUUAUGCUCAGCAGGCUAUCGGUCGAUACCAAAAUAUGCUUGUGAACAUCCCCGAUCCUAAACCGACGCUCUUCACGAAGAUGUUCAAAGGCGGCCCCGAUGGGCUGACUGAAUUCGAGAUUGUGCUUGAAGCCGGUGGCUAUAUAGUGGCUGGCAGUGACACAACUGCUAUCACAUUGACAUAUCUCGUAUGGGCAGUUUGCAAGAGACCAUCGAUACGUGACCAAUUGGUGGCCGAGGUUGCAAGCUUGCCAGAAGAUUUCAAAGAGGAAGAUCUUCGCGAUUUACCGUAUCUUAACCAGGUUAUCCAAGAAGCUUUGCGACUGCAUUCGGCCGUACCCAGUGCCUUACCACGAGCUGUUCCACCAGAAGGGGCCAGCUUGGCUGGAUAUCAUAUCCCAGGAGGUAUUACAGUGUCUACGCAAGCUUAUACUCUCCACCGUAGCCCGGCAAUCUUCCCGGAACCAGAAAGCUUCAAUCCGAGUCGAUGGCAAGAUCCAUCCAAGGAGAUGAAGAGCAUGUUCAUGCCUUUCGGGGGUGGCUCUCGCAUCUGUAUUGGCAUGCAUCUUGCAUGGAUGGAGUUGCUUCUGGCGACUGCCCUCUUCUUCCGCACGUUCCCUGGGGCUCGCAUUUCUCAGAGUGAAGGAAUGUGUGAUGCAGACAUGGAGGCCAAGAUGUACGUGCUGGUAUCAUCCAGGGGUCGCCGCUGUUUGGUUGAGAUUUAA